This is a messenger RNA of Rasamsonia emersonii CBS 393.64, 825 nucleotides long. RefSeq names its product Proteasome endopeptidase complex. Lineage: Eukaryota; Fungi; Ascomycota; Eurotiomycetes; Eurotiales; Trichocomaceae. The record is from RefSeq and is a predicted model, not a curated record. Gene Ontology annotation, cellular component: nucleus; proteasome core complex; proteasome core complex, alpha-subunit complex. The transcript has 4 exons. The coding region runs from base 1 to 825 and encodes 274 amino acids.
AUGGUAGAAUACGCCGCUAAAGCGGUCGAGAAUGGAGGAACAGCUAUUGGUAUCAGAUGCAAGGAUGGAGUAGUUCUUGCUGUCGAGAAACUUGUCACAAGCAAGCUUCUGAAACCGGGCGCAAAUAAGAGAAUAGCAACUGUUGAUCGACACAUUGGCAUUGUCUCCGCUGGACUUGUUCCAGACGGGCGACAUUUCGUUUCAAGAGCCAGGGAUGAGGCCUCCUCAUGGAGAAGGACAUACAAGGGUCCAAUCCCCACUUCUGCUCUCGCCAAUCGUCUUGGUGGCUAUGUUCAGGCUUAUACUCUGUAUUCGAGCGUGCGUCCUUUUGGUGUGACAUCAAUUGUUGGAGGCUGGGAUCCGGAAUCUGAGUUGUCCGUGGACGGUCAAGUCGGGACAGGUCCAAGUUCGGGUGCUGGAGGCAAAGUCGAUGGGGUCAAAGCCGGUGGACCGGGUCUAUACAUGAUUGAGCCAAGCGGUCUCUACUGGGGCUAUUAUGGUGCUGCUACUGGAAAGGGGAGACAGGCGGCAAAAGCUGAACUUGAGAAGCUUGACUUGAGCUCUGGCAACUUGAGUCUGCUCGACGCUGUUAAAGAAGCAGCCAGAAUAAUCUAUGUUGCGCAUGAGGACAGUAAAGAUAAGGACUUUGAGUUGGAGAUGACAUGGAUCAGUUCGCUCGACGGUCCAACCAAAGGAAGGCACGAAGAGGUCCCGAAAGAUCUUCUCGAAGAGGCUGAAAGAGCAGCGAAAAAAGCAUUGGAGGGAGAAGACGAAGAGGAAGAGGAAAGUCAGAAGUCCGAUGACGGCGAACGGAUGGAAGAGUAA